UAAGAAAUAAUCGAUAAUGAAUGGAUUUCGUAGCACUUUUCACGAGAUAGGUUCCUAUCUGUGAAUUACGCUUUGUGCUUCAUUUGUCAAUAAUCGAGGAUAAAGUUAAAUGCCGGAUUAAUUCCUUCGGCAUAAUCUAAGCGAGUUCGAAAAGGAAAAGAGAAAUCCUGAAGCGAUGUGGCGUGCCCCGAAGUUGGCUCUCCGGGCCGAAGUCUUCUUUGUUCAAAUGAAAGUAUUAAUACCGAAGGUUGAAUCGGUUUAACCGCGGAAUACCUUCUUUGAGUACUUUUUAAGUACUUUUCUCUGAAAUUAUACGUCUUCUUCAGGGGUGAAUUUCCCCUCCGAUAUUUCGUUUUUUUUUCAAAAAUGGCAUCACAGAGUCAAAAUGCUAUGAAUGUAAGUUCGAGUGUUUCACCGGCGAAUGGAUCAUCCGGAUCGUCGACGACCAUCUCGGUCUGCACUACGAAGAUGCAGUCUCUUACUUCUACACCAUCCUCACAAUCCUAUCAACAACACUCGUCUCCAUCGUCGUCACCAUCGCCGUCGCCGUCACCGAUGCAGCAACAGCAUCAACAGACUCUACAACAACCUAACAAUAUAGAGGCAAUUGAUAAGAAUUCCUCCAAUACAUUAAAACGUAAUCCAAAAAUGGAAUUAAGCAAAACUGAUUUAUUAAAACUAUUAGGGCAUCUUGAAGGAGAAUUGCAGGCAAGAGAUAUUGUAAUAGCAGUAUUAAAGUCAGAAAAAUUGAAACAUCUAUUAAAUACUCGAUAUCUGAGUGGGACAUCAGAUCCACAUGCUGCACUUGCACGUGAUAUUGUAUUAGUAGGUAGUGUCAGUGAACAUGAACCAAAUCAAAUAAAUAAACAAGUUGCUACUUUAGAAGCACUUGUGACACAACAAAGAUGUAUGCAGUUUAAAAUGGCCAAAGUUCUUAAAGAAGCAGAGCUUAGGCAUAGAGCAGUUAUCAAGGAAUUAGAAGAAGAAAAACGAAAACAUGAACAUGAUACUGCCCAGGGUGACGAUAUUACAUAUGGCUUGGAAAAAGAAAGGACACGAUUGAAAAAAGAAUUAGAAUUAGAGAAACAAGAAAAAAAAAGACUGGAAUUAGAAUUAAAGAAAGCAAAUGAAACUUUAGAGGAAGAAAAAACUCGACAGAAGCAAAUAGUACUUCUUCUACUUGCUGAACGCAAAAAGAUAAUUAUGAAGUAUAUAGAAGAAAGGAAAAGAUCAGAAGAUUUGGCACAGAUAUUAAGCGAAGAAAAAGUUCGGAUAGAUUCUAUGGCUGAAGGACUCGAAGAGGAAAGUAAAAAGUCGUUACAAAUGGAAGCAGAAUUGGAGAAACAACUUGCGCAAUUUGACAUGGAAAGACAGCAAUAUAAACAAGCCUUAGCAAAAGAAGAAAAGAGGGCUAAAGAUCUCGAAUUAGAAUUAGAUAAACUUAGAACUGAAAUGGAUGUAUGGAAAGAGUCUCAAACACGAGGUUCUCCAAGAGGUGUGGGUGCAACUCCACCACCACCCCCAGCCAAACCAGUUAAUUUAGUUGUUAUGCCUACAGUUAAACCUGCUAGUGCACCACAAACAAUUAAAGGUACAGUGCUGGGUACUGGGACUCCAAUGGUUAGUAGUAAAGUUGUUCAGCCCACUGCCACGGUAUCUAGUGUUCCUGUCAGCGGUCCAACUACUGGGAUUGCUAGGUCAGUAACUCCUGGGCAGGCAUUACGCGGCGUCACGUACACGUCCAACAUUACAUCUUCUACUGGAGAAACUGCGGCGUCUUCUGAAAAUCAGGCUGUAGACAAACGUGUGGUUGUACCUGCUCCUGUAAAUCCUGGAGGCACGGUAAAACUUAUACCGUCGACACAAGCUACAGGAAAGCUUGGUUUUCAUGUUGGCUCUGGUUCGGCGAUUCAAGCAUCCGGUAUGCUGCCCUCGAAAAAGCCACCAGUAUCUCGCGGUGUUCCUCCUCCAGUGCCGCCAAAUAAGCCGGUAGUACCACCUAAAAAGGAGGCUGCUUAUAUUAGAAGGACUGAGUCUCAAGCAACACAGGACGCCGUAAAACUUGGUAAACAAGCUGCGGCGCAUCCUACUAGUGGACCUACCGCUCCGCAAGUCCAACAGGCAAUAGGAGCUUUUACUCAAGCCUCCGAUGAAGAGGUUAGUAAUAAAGCUCCUCUGCCUUUCUCAUCCGAUUAAUACGGAUGAACAACUUCAACUUCAUUUCAAGUGCCAGCAUCUUAAAUGUUUCUAUGUUCUUAUCUCCUGAUAUAUUCUUUCCUCUUUGUCAAUGACUUUAGAAGUCUCAUCGGGUGCUCAAGAAAGCUACUUAUUUGCACAAGUUGCAAACACGUUGCUAUAUUUUCUAUUUAGGAGGAACUUUAUAAAUAAUUAUGAUUGAACGAAGCUACUGAAUAAAAGGCCAUUAUUUCUCUUAUUAUA
Molecule: messenger RNA, 2439 nt
Organism: Bombus impatiens (common eastern bumble bee)
Lineage: Eukaryota; Metazoa; Arthropoda; Insecta; Hymenoptera; Apidae
Gene: Naus
Exons: 7
Coding region: 367-2196 (609 amino acids)
Source: RefSeq, a predicted model, not a curated record